This is a messenger RNA of Moneuplotes crassus, 1293 nucleotides long. The record is from the annotation of a GenBank genome assembly. NCBI's taxonomy places the organism in Eukaryota, Ciliophora, Spirotrichea, Euplotida, Euplotidae.
UAAAAAUGGAUAGACAAAUAGGAGACAUGCUAAAUUCAGAAACCAUAAUUGAAGAAGACUUGCAAAAUGUGAGGGAUUUUGAAAAUGUUAUAAUGAAAACCAAAACUUAUGCUGGGCACGAGCGCGAAAUUAUCGACAUUCUUGCUGAAGAUCUUGAAAGUUCAGAGAACUUAGAGGAGUAUGUUAGCCGCAAACCUGAGGAUUUUGAUCCUAAAGAGCUGUUAGACCAUAAUUUUCAUGCUUAUAAAUAUACUAGAGGACAGCUGAUAGACUGGAUAAUGAUUAUUUUCGAUCAGCUUGAGUUGACAUCAGAGGUUUAUCAAGACAAACUCAGAGACUUUUUGGUCAAUAUCUGCAAUGCUUACAGAAGAGUACCCUACCACCACUUUACUCAUGCCUUCUCUCUUACUAAUGCAGCCUAUUGGAUUUUGAAGAAUAUCGGAGGUCCAUCGAAUGAGGAUGGCAUGUACAAAUUCUUCUCAAAGGAUGAUAUCCUUGGCAUUAUACUUGGAUGCAUUGGUCAUGAUGUGAACCAUCCUGGCAUGAACAAUGCAUACCUUAUCAAGACUAAGGACAACCUCUUCGAGUUAUGCUCCAAGUACACUGAUGAUGACUGCAUGACAACUGAUAGUGAUGACAGCAUGUCUAGCCAUGUCCUUGAGGGACUCGGUACUGAUAAUAAGAACAGUGUUCUGGAGAACAUGCAUUUAAAAAUCAUGAUGCGUUAUAUGGAUAUCCUCCCAAAGGAUAAAGCUGAAUCUGUCUCUCAGGCUAUUGCUGAAGGCAUUUUAUGAACUGAUAUGUCUAAGCACGGUGCUUUAGUCGAGAAAUUAAAGACUAUUGGAGACAAAUUUAGAGAAAAUGAUUCGUACACUCCAACUCAAGAAGAGAGAACAUUCUUGGCUGCAAUGAUAGUCCAUGCUUGCGAUCUGAGCGGUCUUAUUUUGGACUAUGAUCAUUCCUUUAAAUGGGGAAUGAGGAUUGCUCAAGAAUUUCAUGACCAGUACUCGGCUGAGGAGAAAUUGGAUCAUGAGAAAUAUGGUCCACCUAUGUCUUUCCUCAAAUACUCAGGUGUCAAAGCCUUUAAAAAGUCCCAAGCUGGGUUCUGUGAGAACAUUAUUUUGCCAAUGUGGCAAGUUUUAUUUGAUAUACUACAAUUCGAUAAAGUAGUAAUAGAUAGCAUUCAGGAGAAUCAAAAACUAUUACUGGAGGGUUCAGCCUAAUUUCAUUAGAGUCUCUUGUUGAGGAUGGCGAGAUGCCAAUACCUAUCAAGAGCAAAUAUAUACUCAAUAU